CGGGGCUGAGGUAGCACCGGCAGCGCCGGGGCCGAGGUAGCACCGGCAGCGCCGGGGCCAGGCACGGAGGUUGGGAUCGCACUCCCGAGACGACAACUUGUUAUUAUCGUUUUCUUCCAGGUGACACCGUCGCCCCUCGGGCAGUAACGGGAUUAACUCCUUCGUCUGCCGCCGCUGGGGAUGGGAGGCCGGCGGUCUCCGUUAGAACGGAGCGUACCGUACCGGGCAGAGCUAUGGGAAGAGCUCGGCACGUCCGAAGAGGAGGAGGAGCUGGAGGGUUUCAGGCGGGAGGCGGCGGUUCUGCGUGACAAGCUGCGGGAAGCUCUCAGUCGUACAUCUGGUAACAAAAGGCAGUCCAGUUCUUUGACCGACCUCACCUCGGACAGUACCUGGGACCAGCCAAAGCCUCAGUGGUUUCCUAAAUCCCGGCUGAGGCCAAAAAGUGCUUCAUCUCCCUGGAUUCCUUCCAUCACCGUCCCUCAGCCUUUCCAAAUGACACUACGGGAAGCUCGCAAAAAGUCCCAGUUGAUGAAGUCAUACAUGUUUCUCAAACUAGAUGAACAGAGAGACACAAGGCCAAGCCAGGAUGAAGCUGAAUGUCUCAAACAAUUCCGGGCACAGCCUGUACCUGCCCAUGUAUUUCUGCCCCUUUAUCAGGAGUUAAUGGAGCAGAAUGAGAUUCGCAGGCAAAUAGCAACACAGAAAAGAAAGGAGCUGCUACUUUCAACCCAGCGGCCCUUCAGUUUCCUGGAGAAGGAAGAGAAAAAGAAAGAAGCUAUCAGACAAAAGUUCCUGGCAGCAGCAACCCCAAAUGAGUGCUCCAAACAGAAGCAAGCCAGUAAAAAAGUUCCUAAAUCUACUUAUGACUCACUUCUUGGAGAUAAACUCAAAGAAGCUGAGCUCUGCAGAGAAAUCCGCAUUCAGAUGAGAGCGAAGGAUCUGCUCCAGAGCUCCGCAGCUCCCAUAGACACCAGCAGCCCUCGGAGGGAGCCCCAGGCCCGAGCUGCUGCUAAUACCAAGCGGGAGAGACUCAGCUUCUUGCAGGACAACAGUUUCAGCUUCAAGCCGAGGAUUAAUCCAACAGUACCGGAUUUUGAAGGACUUUACUGGGCCUUUCAGAGGGAAGCACUAAAGAGACAAGAAAUCAAAGAGGCAACUCGUAAUAAGCCGUUCAAGCUAAGAACCUCCAAUCUCCGUGGCAGGCAGAGGCAGGCCAAUGAAAAGAUAAAGGAUUCUCAGCAACUUUCCAAGGUUUCAAUGAAAAAAAGUCAUUCUCUGACUGCUCUUUCCUCCCUCUCUACCAACACCCUUCCAGUGCAUAUCACAGAUGCUACUAGAAAAAAAGAAUCUGCUAUUAGAUACCACCAAGAUAAAAAGGAAGGGGACAAAGAAGGAAUUUAUUGGCUGGAAAAACAGAAAAAGAAAUGUCAGGCUAUGCGAAAGUCAGUGAACAGCCGAGCAAAAGCCCUGGACCCACAUAAAAGUCUGGAGGAAACACACAAGGAAAAGCUGAAACAGAACCGGCAAAUUAUGAGAGAGAGAACAAAGGAAUACAGAAAAGAGUUGGAAGAAAUGCAGCUGCGAGUCAAGAACAGACCAUACCUCUUUGAACAGGUCGCCAAGCACGGUGCUCGUCAGGAAGCAGAGCGUCGCUACAGAUGCACCCUCCAGCAGGCUGGGCUGAGGGAAGAGUUUGUAAGGAAAAAAGGGGAAGAUGCCACUGACUUGCUGGAAGAAGAACCUGAUGUUCACAGAGCACCCAAGCCUCAAUGUGGAAAAGACGAUGGUACUGUACAGGAAGGAGAACCUCAAGUGGAACAGAGCGGAAAGGAAAUGGCAACGAUCUAGAAGAAUCCAUCCGUUAUCUCGUGAUUCUUUUAAUUCCAGAUUCUCCAGGUUAAUCCUGAGGAACUUUAUAGGUUAGACUGACACCUAAGAAUUGUUCUGGGCUGAGAUGUGAGAACUCAGUAAAGGAAAAAAGACCACCUGUAGUUUACAGCAUGUCUUGUCCAGCCCAGCAAACCCUGCAGCAUCCAGCAGUCCUCACAAAUGCUCCUUCUAUGAGCCAUUUCCACUUCUUUAACAGGCAACAAAACAAGUUAAAAAGCUUGAAGCAUUAUAUUUGGAUAAAAGUAGGUACAAAAAAAUUGAAGAGGUGUAUGCUCUAGUGUCACUUCCUUGCAUUUAUGCCACAGAAGCACAGAGAAAGGCGAGAACGCCUUUCAGCAUGCUAAACCUUGGUUUACACAUGUAUGUGGUAGAAAGCUUUUAAACAAAGUAUUUCUAAAAAAAUACAUAGGUAAAAUUCUGCUGUCUUGGGAGAAGACAGAGGGAAGUCCUCCUCUGGCAUUAACUCUCCCUCAUUACCAGCUUUGCUCCUUUUUCCCACUGGGGAGAAGCAAUAGUCUAUGUUAAAAUGUUCUCUCUCACAUUUCCCUAUUUGAAACUGUUUUAACAUCCUGCCAAUUUAGAGCAUCAAUUUGGCCUGAAAAACAAACAAAAAAUGAAGGUUGUAAUUAAACAAUGCAUCACUUUGGAUUGCUCUUGUCCUAAUUCUACUAUUGCUGUGAUGGCAAAGAUGGACUUUGGUGGAAGAAAGAUUGCUUGUAUUGCCUGUCAGCACACUGCACUCAGGUCUGGCGCAUGUUGAAUGUCCUAAGUUCACACAGCAGUGGUCUUCUUUUACCUGACAAUAAUAAUCAUCUCAAAAAUACAAACCCUUCCUCCCUGGAAUGUUUUCUGAGAAUUAUGGUAUCAAAGCACUUUGAGAUUAAAAGAUCUUUAAAUGGC
Messenger RNA from Colius striatus (speckled mousebird), 2790 nucleotides. It is a transcript of the gene FAM161B, whose product is annotated as FAM161 centrosomal protein B. Gene Ontology annotation, biological process: cilium organization. The transcript has 8 exons. The record is from RefSeq and is a predicted model, not a curated record. The coding region runs from base 181 to 1848 and encodes 555 amino acids. NCBI's taxonomy places the organism in Eukaryota, Metazoa, Chordata, Aves, Coliiformes, Coliidae. Gene Ontology annotation, cellular component: cilium.